Molecule: messenger RNA, 870 nt
Organism: Papaver somniferum (opium poppy)
Lineage: Eukaryota; Viridiplantae; Streptophyta; Magnoliopsida; Ranunculales; Papaveraceae
Exons: 3
Coding region: 1-870 (289 amino acids)
Source: RefSeq, a predicted model, not a curated record
AUGAAGAUCAUAUACUGGAAUAUCAGGGGCUUAAGAAGAACAAAAGCCACUGAUAAAAUAAGAAGUUUAGUUUAUACUUUUGGACCUUCAUUACUUUGGUUAGCUGAACCAAAAAUUAGUGUGAGAAAAGAUACUAUUAAAAAGUUGAGAUUAUCUGGAAUGAAGCAUUUGGUUAUUCAUAAUUCUUCUGAAAGUGGUGGAUCCUUAAUUACUGGUGUUCAUGCUACUUCUCUUGCAGUUGAUAAAAGAUUUUUGUGGGACAAGAUGCUGGAAAUUAACAAUCAAGACAAACCAUGGUUGGUCAUUGGUGAUUUUAAUGCUGUGUUGAGCAUUGAGGAAAAGAAAGGAGGUAGAAGUCCAUUAAAAAUGGCAAUGUUGGAAUUCAAUAAAUGUAUUCAAAUUUGUGGGCUUAUUCAAGCCCCCAAAACAGGUUUAGAGUUUUCUUGGUGCAAUAAUAGAGCUGGAGCUAAAAGAAUUGUAUGUAAUUUAGAUAGAGCUUUCUACAAUAUUAAAUGGUUGGAUUUAUAUCCUAGCUGGGGCUAUAAAGUUGGUCCAAGAGGGUUAUCUGAUCAUGGUGUUCUUUAUGGAGCAGAUGCUUCAAUUCCCAAGCCAUUAAAUGUACCCUUAAGAGCUUUUAAAGUUUGGAUGGAACAUGAAGGUUUUGUGAAAUUGGUGGAAGAUUACUGGCAAAAUAAGAAACUCAAAAAAGUUGAGGAUGCAGUCUUGAAAGCUGCUUUGGAUUCAGAUAGAAUACCAGAAGACAUUGCAUUGUUGGAUAAAUUAGUAACAACUAGAGGGGAACAAGAAUUAUUAAAUCACCAAAAUAAUGAAAUGGUGAAACAAAAGUCAAGAGUUAAAUGGAUGAAAUAA